AUGGGAGCAAAGCCGCUGCUCAUGGCGGCCGUGCUGCUGCUGAUGGUCGCCGCGGCGGCCGCCAUCUCGGUGGAGGACGCGGCGCCGGACAACAUCCAGCCGCUGUCGACGCUCAACCUGGCCGCCGCCAAGGUCGCCAUGGACUCCGCGUCGGCCAUCCACGCCUCGCCGGAUGUGCUCGGCAAGGACGGUGAGGAUUCUGCGUGGGUGACGGUCAACUUCACGACGCCGUCGCCGUCCUCGGACCACUGGAUCGGUCUCUUCUCCCCUGCCGAUUUCAGCUCGGGCAUUGGGAGCACCAAGGUAGCAGGGCAACAAGAUGCGCUUCCAGGGCUGCCCAUGGCUCCCAUCAAGUACAAAUUCGGCAACUGCGAGCCGGAUUUCCUCAGCACGGGCAGCGGAAACACCAGCUUUCUCGUCAUCAACCAGCGGUAUGACUACGCCUUCGGGCUCUUCUCCGGUGGCAAGGACAAUAUGGCCGUGACUUGGACGAGUGGGUACAACAUCGGCGAGGCAUACCCCUUCGUGGAGUGGAGGAUCAAGGGCGAGGAGACCUCCAAGCGGACGCCGGCCGGCACGCUCACCUUCACGCAGAGCCAUCUGUGCGGUAACCCGGCUCGUGGACAGGGCUACAGAGAUCCAGGCUUCAUCCACACCGCUUUCCUCAAGGACAUGUGGCCAAAUAGAGAGUAUUCAUAUCAGAUUGGGCACGAGCUACAGGAUGGGACCGUGGCCUGGGGCAAGUCCUCCACCUUCCGCGCGUCGCCGUUCCCUGGCCAGGCUUCUCUUCAGCGUGUCGUCAUCUUCGGCGACAUGGGACUCGGGGCAAAGGACGGUAGCAGUGAGCUUCAGGGGUUCCAGCCUGGGGCACAGGUGACCACCGACCGGCUGAUCAAGGACCUGCCCAACUACGAUGCCGUGUUCCACAUCGGAGACCUCUCAUACGCCAAUGGCUUCCUCGCGCAGUGGGACCAGUUCACUGCGCAGAUCGAGCCCAUCGCCUCCAAGGUCCCCUACAACGUCGCAAGUGGCAACCACGAGCGGACGUUCAUGGACACGGGUGGGUUCUACAACGGCAACGACUCGCACGGCGAGUGCGGCGUGCCGGCGGAGACCUACUUCUACGUGCCGGCGCCUGCCCACCGUGGCAAGUUCUGGUACGCCGCCGACUACGGCAUGUUCCGCUUCUGCGUCGGCGACACAGAGCACGACUGGCGGCCGGGGUCCGAGCAGCACGCGUUCCUCGACUCGUGCUUCGCCGGCGCCGACCGGAAGCACCAGCCGUGGCUCGUCUUCCUGGCGCACCGCCCGCUCGGCUACUCCUCCAACGACUUCUACGAGCAGGAGGGCUCCUUCUCGGAGCCCAUGGGCCGCACCCUGCAGCCGCUCUGGCAGAAGCACCGUGUCGACCUCGCCGUCUACGGCCACGUCCACAACUACGAGCGGACGUGCCCAGUGUACGAGAACACCUGCACCGUCAAGGGCAAGGACGCCCAGAGCAGCUACUCCGGCGCCCUGGGCGGGACGAUCCACGUCGUGGCCGGGACCGGUGGCGCCAAGCUCAGGACCUACGCCGGCGGGGCCUGGCCGCAGUGGAGCGUGACCAGGAACGAGAGCUUCGGCUACGUCAAGCUCACCGCCAGCGACCACUCCACCAUGCGGUUCGAGUUCAUCCACAGCGACGACGGCGCCGUGCACGACACCUUCAACAUUACCAGGGACUACAGGGACGUCAUGGCCUGCGCCGUCGAUAGCUGCGCGCCACACACAUUAGCCAACUAG
Molecule: messenger RNA, 1782 nt
Organism: Lolium rigidum
Lineage: Eukaryota; Viridiplantae; Streptophyta; Magnoliopsida; Poales; Poaceae
Product: nucleotide pyrophosphatase/phosphodiesterase-like
Exons: 9
Coding region: 1-1782 (593 amino acids)
Molecular function (GO): metal ion binding; acid phosphatase activity
Source: RefSeq, a predicted model, not a curated record